UCGUAUGUUUGUUGCUUGUGCUGUUUGCUAUUUUCUUAGGAAAUUGGUGUGUUUGCUCUUCAGAUAUCCAUCUUACAGCUUCCAUUUGCUACGUCCCUAUAAUAUAGCGUCUAUAUUCUAGCCUAAUAAGUAGUAAUCAAGAGUGAAAUGGAUACGACAACAAUAGAGAGCGGCAAGCAAGCAACGCUUGAAGAUUUGAUCGAGUGGCGUCAUAUAACAGAUCAUUGGGUCAAGCGUUCAUGUUCUACGGAAACAAACGAUGCAAUUUGCCCGUCUUGGUUUUAUCUAGAGUUCUGUAAACUAUGCCGACAAACGAUUCUAAUUAAAGAAUCGUCACUGGCUGAGUUCUUGCAGUCGCAUUUUCCGGAUUUCGAGCUCGUACUGUCCGCUGACGGCAAUGUGCUGCUCAUGGAUAGCGUCUACGUUUGCUCACUGCUGCUUUACUUCUCGUGUGUGCGCUAUCCUGUCGCUUACCUGCGGAAUGUGUGCAAACAGUUCGACGAAUCGCAGCAACAGAGGAUUAAAACAUUCUUUAAACACUUUCUCACGGGAAGGAAAAUCAACCGUGGCUUCCUCGAUAGCGCCGUUUUCAAUGCUGUGCGAUCCACACCGAUCGCAAAGCAAACCCCGAAAUGGGACGAUGGCCUUGCUACCCCCGACAGCCCGCAUGAAUUGCAUUACAAAAAUAAAAACUUAGAUCAGCAGCUAAAAACGGCCUUGGCAGAGAAUGCAAGCCUCGAGAAGCAAAAUGAACAACUGCAGAGGGAGCUACACGAUCUGAACGAGAAGAACAAACGUCUCGUUCUCCGACUAGAAGUACUGGAGGAAGCUGGUAGCGACCGAAAUGGGAAAGAGACGCUGCUAGAGGUUACAGAUUUCAACACAGUAUAUCUUCGCAAACAGUUGAUCGAGAAAGACGAGCAGCUCGAGCGCUUGGAGGCCGAAAUGUGUGUUUUGAAAACAAAAGAAGAAAAUUUCAAAAAUGACCAUGGCCGACUAGGAUUCGAAAAUAGGGCUUUGCAAGAAGAGAUUACAAGUCUUCAAAGUAGAUUGCAAGUCGCAACGGUAGAAUUCGAAAAAGUCGAAGGUAACAACCAACUUCUACGAGACCAGUUGCUAGAGUUUGAACGAUAUAUUGACGGUAAUAGGGUGGUUUUCCCUCCUGAAAUUCUCGAUAGCUCAAAUGAUUUUCUUAACAUGUCGUCAAACAUUUCCUUAAACCAAAGCUGCAGUCCCGACGGCGAGAGUCUUGCAUCUUCGGUAGUCGAAGUGAUGUUACAAGAAGCAAAAACUCAAAAUCAACAGCUUCAGAGCAAAUUGAAUCAGUUGGAGAAAGAGUUGAAAUUUGCGAAAGAACAAAAUAUGUUGAAUACAGAAACUAAUAAUCAGCUUGGCCAGCAAACAUUACUGGUACAGACCGAAAUGAUUGAUUUGGAAACAAGGCAUCAUAUGGCUUUAAAUGCUGAGAAAACGGAAACCGCCAAAUUGCCAGUUGCUUUGGAAGAAAAAAGCGAACAAUCCAUUAAACAGCUUCAAGAGGUUGACAGCUUCCAAAACGAAAGGGAUGAACUGAUUACAAAAAUUGAAGAAUUGUCCUCAGCGUUGGAAAAGGAAAAGCUAUGCUCUGCAGAAUGGAAAUUGAAAUGGGAAGAAAAAGAUUCUGAUUAUCGUCAAACGGUUGACAACCUGCGUAAAGAAAAGCAAGGAUUGAUUGACGAAAUUAAAGAGAUGAGCGCAGCAUUGGAAAAGGAAAAGCUAUGCUCUGCAGAAUGGAAAUUGAAAUGGGAAGAAAAAGAUUCUGAUUAUCGUCAAACGGUUGACAACCUGCGUAAAGAAAAGCAAGGAUUGAUUGACGAAAUUAAAGAGAUGAGCGCAGCAUUGGAAAAGGAAAAGCUAUGCUCUGCAGAAUGGAAAUUGAAAUGGGAAGAAAAAGAUUCUGAUUAUCGUCAAACGGUUGACAACCUGCGUAAAGAAAAGCAAGAAUUGAUUGACGAAAUUAAAGAGAUGAGCGCAGCAUUGGAAAAGGAAAAGCUAUGCUCUGCAGAAUGGAAAUUGAAAUGGGAAGAAAAAGAUUCUGAUCAUCGUCAAACGGUUAACAACCUGCGUAAAGAAAAGCAAGGAUUGAUUGACGAAAUUAAAGAGAUGAGCUCAGUAUUGGAAAAGGAAAAGCUAUGCUCUGCAGAAUGGAAAUUGAAAUGGGAAGAAAAAGAUUCUGAUUAUCGUCAAACGGUUAACAAUCUGCGUAAAGAAAAGCAAGGAUUGAUUGACGAAAUUAAAGAGAUGAGCUCAGUAUUGGAAAAGGAAAAGCUAUGCUCUGCAGAAUGGAAAUUGAAAUGGGAAGAAAAAGAUUCUGAUUAUCGUCAAACGGUUGACAACCUGCGUAAAGAAAAGCAAGGAUUGAUUGACGAAAUUAAAGAGAUGAGCUCAGUAUUGGAAAAGGAAAAGCUAUGCUCUGCAGAAUGGAAAUUGAAAUGGGAAGAAAAAGAUUAUGAUCAUCGUCCAACGGUUGAAUAUCUCCAAAUGGAAAAGGAAGCACUGAUCAAAGAAAUUGAAGAGUUGGGCUCAACAAUCGAAAAGAAAUGGAAAUCCAAAGACAAUGAACAAUGCAUGCAAGCUUCAAGUUAUGUUCAACAGAUUCGCGUUCUUCAAGAAGAGCAAGACGAACAGGCAAAGAAAUUACAAAAGCACCAGGCAACGUACACUACCAUAAAGGAAGAAAUGGAAAUGGCAUUGGAAACUAAGAAAUUGCAAGGUGUAUUGGAACAGCAAACGAUAAACGAGGUUGAAUAUGAUCGCAAGCUAUCGGAUUUUCAAAAGAAGGUUCAAGAAUUAUAUGUUUCGUUGGAAAGUAACAAAACCCACAAUACACAACUGCAAGUCAAUUUAGACGAGCGAGAGGAAAAAUUACAAGAAUAUGAACAACAAAUAAAUUAUCUGCAAAACAAGCUUGCGGACGUUGAAUCUCAAUGUAUCAACCUGAUUAAGCAAAAUUCGGUCCAACAAAAUGAAUUAUUCGAGAAGGCACGAAAAAAUGAAGAGCUUUGCAAUAAUCUGACUGCUACGCAUAAAAAAAUGCAGCAAAUACAAGAAAUGUUAGCAAGGUCAAACAGAUCGGUCCAACAGGACGGAGAGAGCUUACAGCAGCGGCAACGCCAUUUUUCUGAUCCCGUUACACAAGCAAGUGCCGAACAGAUAAAAGAACUGCAAGCUAAAUACGAGAAGUAUUAUCACGAUUGCGAAAUUCUCUCGGCUAAGCUUUACAAGGAACGACUAGCGAAUGAAAAGUGGAAAGAAGAAAUGAUUGCCAUUCGUGAAAGCUACGACCAGGAAAAACGUGCCACAUGUAUCAGUUACGAGGAAAGCAUGGAAAAAAUGAAGGAGCGAAUGAAAAGGUUACAUAAAGACUCGAAGGAUGCGUUGGAGCACAGUUACAAGGAAAAGCUGGUUCAGCUUGAGGUGCGUUGCGCGCAACUGCAAGAACAGUUGGCUGAGAAGAACGAGCGAGACUUAGCGAUUCGUAAGGAAAAUCAGAUACUACUGGCAAAAGUCAAAACGCUGGAAGAGAACAAAUUAGAAAGAUAUGGGAGAUUCCUUCUGCCAGCUCCAGCCCAGGCAUGCCUUAGAGAUAAUCUUAGAAUGGAAGACGAAGAGGGUGAGUUGUUUAACGCGACGUACCUGGCCGAUCUACAGGUUGGCCGGUGUUGGUCCCCAGGUGCGGACACUGUACGCUACUCAGAGCUAUUGCAGCGAAACUCGAUGGUACCACCUCACCUACGCACUAACUAUGGCACAAUGUACCCGGAUUGCGACGUGGUCGCGAGUGAUACGCCGGACAGUAUCUCGGAAGGAUUUGAUGACAGCUCAACUGGGCUUAUCACGCGUCGCAAAGUUAGUGGUACUACUUCUUAUAAACGACCCGGUCCGCCAACGCCAAGCAAAAAGGCCGGCCGAGUUUCGUUCGGAGGCAUCUUGCCGAUCUCCAACAACCAGGUUCAGUACAAGGAAGCACUGAAGAACAGGAACGCAAAUUCAGCACGAAGUUCUUCGGCAACCACCACCAGCCACAACCACAGUGAUCCGUUGAUCAACGACGCUAAAACAGCGGGUCGGACCAAAACUCCUGGCAAGUUUAAACAGAUGCUCAGUUCUUCGAAUUUGCUGGGCAAUUUUAACCAGCGUAACGAGGUAACUAAGAAGAAUUUCUUUCCUUACUACAUCUAAAUGUUGGUGUGCAUUGAACGCACAUAGCAGGGUUUAGUUCAGCAUGGAGAAUCGUAUGGUAGACAAUUAUUGUAAUCACAUUGUAAUUACCCAAUUGACAGAAAGGUAUGCAACCGGGUCGCUUAACGCUUAAGCGACCCGCCGGCAGAACAAUCUCUUAUUGUUUAAGCGACCCGGUUGCAUACAUUUUGCAAUGGGGUAGCUAUAUCCCGUAUACAAAAUUUAUGCAACCGAGUCUCUUAAUGUUGAAGAAACCCGAAAUUGUUCUGCCGAUGGAUCUCUUAAGCGUUAAGAGACGCGGUUGCAUAUACCUUCUGCAAUGGGGAUUUGCGUGGUGUAGCGGUAUAUGAUUGGAUGGUCCUGUCCACCUAACACAUUUUUCUAAUGUUGCCCACAUUUAGAAGGCCCACCAUGUCCUAAAUUCUCUCGUAAAUUUAGUUAUUUUCAGUAGCUAAGUAUAUACACAUAAUGUUGGUAUACUACUAUUUUUGCUCAUAUUUGUAUCGAGUUCCGUCCACAAAUUUGGCAUGAAAUAAAAUAUAUUGUAAGAGUAUUAUCUACAGAAAAUAAUAAAAAGAAACAGUAUAAUCUGAUCGAAGAUUUCCAUGUUUGUGUACGAGUGUGUGUAAAAUAAUUCCCCACCAAAACGACGUGUUAGCUGGUUCAGCAAAGGUGC
Molecule: messenger RNA, 4897 nt
Organism: Anopheles darlingi
Lineage: Eukaryota; Metazoa; Arthropoda; Insecta; Diptera; Culicidae
Gene: mud
Product: putative leucine-rich repeat-containing protein DDB_G0290503
Exons: 7
Coding region: 148-4221 (1357 amino acids)
Source: RefSeq, a predicted model, not a curated record